AGCCUUUAGGCUGGCAGACGAGGAGGAUGCUGAGGGAACCAGGACAGCUCUCCACAGCUCACUAGCAGAGAGGACGUGGAGCAGGCAGCUGCAGUGCACACACACAACACAUCACACACACACACACACACACACACACACCCUGCUGAGCAGCCAACACAAAGCUCUCAAGCAGGCACACUGGGAGAUCAGAUUUGCAAACAGAAAGCCCAAGCAGCAACCAGCAUCAUCUCUCUGCCUGCCUGCCUGCAUGGCUUUCCUUUCCGAUGGAGUGCCGGGCAUCAGGAGGUGCCGCUCACCAGCCUUGCACUGCUGUCACUCAAGGCACAACAGGAGAGCCCUGAAGCUUUAGAAGGAGCCGGGUCUUCUUUGGCCUCCGCCUUGCCAGCUGCCAAGGGGCCACCCCAGGAUAUGAGCGGCAUCCAAGCCCAGUUCUGAAUGGCUCCAGAAGAGGUAGUCAGCAGCCAGUCCAGAACCGGUCGUCGUCGUCUUCUUCCUUGCACAGCUCAGCUGAAUCGCUCCAGGGUGGCUGCUGGCAAGAAGCUGACCUAGCAACAUCCUCUGCCUUGGGGAGAUGAGGUGGAGAGAAGGAUGGUGACGCUCUCCUCUGCCCAUGGCAGCUUCCACUGGAACCAUGUCACCUGUGGACUGGCGACCAGGGCCCAGGGGCCAGCCGAGAGGUGUCCUUCAGCUCUGCAGAUGGAAAGGCUGCAAAGCUCAUGCUUCUGAACUGAACUGAUUCAUCUUCCCAUCUGGGUGGCUUCCUGGUUGCAGGGAAGAGGGGCUCUCUCGAUUCAUGCAGGGAGUGGGCACAGUUUCCUCCUCUCCCCACUUCUCUCCUCCAUACUUGAAGGAAACCAGAAGGGCAACAAUAACAAUGCUUCCUUGUGCAAUUUGAUGGGUCAAUUGGAGAGGGGUGGGCAUACCCUAGAUUUUUUUUUCUUUUUCCAUGGAUGUACCAGCUCCACAGAAGGGGAAGAGGACCCAAGAAUCUGCUGGCAACAUCCAAAAGCACAGGAGGAAAGGAACCCAGGACCUGAAUCAGAGUAAAUUGUCAGCAGAACGGGGACUAAAGCAGCCGCAGCUUCUCUAGAAGUGGAGUGGGAUUCUCUGUGCUUCCAGCAUCUCAUGGAUGCAUCCCUCUUACGCCUAAAACUGCAGCAGGCAUUUUAAGGAGCUUCCCAAGAUCCCAACAAGAAACCUCCCAGUGUGGGUCAGUCUACAAACCAGGCAAUAGUGAUGGGAAUGGUACCAAAGCAAUCCUGCCCCGUGGGGACCCCCUCUGGAAAAGGCGUGUGGGAAAGGUGCUGAGGAAGAAGCCAAGACACUGCCUGCAGGAGCACCAAGGAAUUCUUCUCUUCUUCUCCCAAGGGACCAUGCUGAACUGACAGGUGGUGAUGCCCUUUCUGUCGGGCUAGCAAGCACUCCACCGGUUGGCACAGCCUACUGGCUUCGUCCUGCACUUUAGACCCUGGCAUUUCAAAGCUGGCAGAGUGGAGCAGCACAACGAUGCUUUAACCCCUUCGGGAGCCUGUUCAUGGCGAUCCCUCCCCACCAACCUUGCAGUCAGAAGAUAGUCCCCGUUCUCCAGUAUCUGUGAGAUCCUCUGGAACAGAUGUGUGCUGGAUCCAUUCCUUGUUUAGUCCUACCCUAGAUGCCCCAGCUUUGCUGUCCUGAUCCGGCUAGGGUGGGGAGACCAAAAGGUGGCCAGUGAGUGAGGUUGGGGCUUUCUGGGGCAGGGGGGGCGUUAAGAUGUGGAGAUCUCCCCAGCCAAGUGGGGCUCCGUGGAGACACAGUCAGGCCGGGCGAAAGCAGAAUGCACAAGGCGGCAGCUCUACCCCAGCGCCACGGCACCCUGUGAAGGAUGAACUCCCGGUGCUUGCCGGAGAGGCAGCCCACUGACGACGCAGCCAACGGCAGCAAGACCAGCGAGAGGGAGCGCAUCAGGGGGCGCAUGAAGAUGGUGAUUGGGCAGCUGGAAGGCAUCCUGCAAGAACUCAAGGAGGUUGCCAAGGAGCUCCGUGAAGUAGUGAGCCAGAUUGACAAGCUGACUUCAGACUUCGAGUUUGAGCUGGAGCCGGAUGACUGGACCACGGCGACUGUGAGCAGUACGUCCAGCAGUGAGAAAGGAGGUGGCAUGUUUGACCUUGGUCACCUGGAUUUCAUGACCUCAGAUAUCCUCUCCGACAGCUGGGAGUUCUGUUCCUUCCUCGAGGCCUCCACCCCAUCAGACUCCGGCGAUGGCUCCGAACAGCAGCAGGGGCGUCAGCCUGACUACCGGCUGAUGAAUGGCGGGGUGUUGAUUCCCAAUGGACCCCAGCUGGAGACCCCAGACUCUUCCAGCGAGGAGGCUUUCACCUCUGGCCCAAGCCACAAAGCCCAGCACCAGAGGACACCAGGCACCAGGGAACGGGUGCGGUUUAGUGACAAAGUCCUCUACCACGCUUUGUGCUGCGAUGAUGAUGAGGACGCAGAGAGUGGUCCCCCUCCCGAGGACCCACCGGAGGACCCCAGUGAGAUGGCACACAAAGCCAUGCCAGUCACCAAGUCAACACUGUGGCGGCCCCCUCAUCUCAGUAGCGCUCAGCAGCGGAAACUGAUGCGCAACAGCAGCACCCAGACCGUGUCGGACAAAAGCACUCAGACGGUGCUCCCCUAUAUUUCGGGCAAGCAGAAAGUCAAAAGCAAGAACUGAGGAACAGCAGGGUGGGGUUGGAGAAAGCUGCAGAUAUAUAUAAAUCUCUAUAUAUAUUUAAGUCAAUAAAUAAUCAUGAUGAUGAUGCUAAAAAUGGUGACAGGAUAUGAUCGUGAACUACCUAACCACAAUGUCAAGGCUCAGGGAAUUUAAACUGUUUUAUUGAAUGGCUUUUUUUUUUCAGCUCAAUAAAUACUGUGCUGACACAAAUAUACACCACCA
This is a messenger RNA of Hemicordylus capensis (graceful crag lizard), 2917 nucleotides long. RefSeq names its product inhibitory synaptic factor 1 (gene INSYN1). Gene Ontology annotation, biological process: inhibitory postsynaptic potential. Lineage: Eukaryota; Metazoa; Chordata; Lepidosauria; Squamata; Cordylidae. The transcript has 3 exons. The record is from RefSeq and is a predicted model, not a curated record. Bases 1865 to 2695 code for a protein of 276 amino acids. Gene Ontology annotation, cellular component: postsynaptic density.